Messenger RNA from Paramisgurnus dabryanus, 4813 nucleotides. Its product is annotated as tyrosine-protein phosphatase non-receptor type 14-like. Gene Ontology annotation, molecular function: protein tyrosine phosphatase activity. Gene Ontology annotation, cellular component: cytoskeleton; cytoplasm. The record is from RefSeq and is a predicted model, not a curated record. NCBI's taxonomy places the organism in Eukaryota, Metazoa, Chordata, Actinopteri, Cypriniformes, Cobitidae. Gene Ontology annotation, biological process: lymphangiogenesis; protein dephosphorylation.
CACACAGACGAAGCUUUGUUUGCACAGUCACCCACACUUCAUCUCUUUCUCCUCUUCACAUUCCUCACAUUCUUCAUUCCUGAUGUCAAGAGGCCAGGAGAGCGCAUUCAUGGGAUCCACAUGAGAUCCAGAUGAGUUCACGUUUACUCCCUGAGCUCUGACUGAGCUUUAGAUGUGAGGAUACUGAACAGACUCAUAAAUUGAAGGAUUAUACUUACAAGGGAUUUCUCGAGGAUUACUUGCAUUUGUUUCUUGACGUUAUUUGUUUUGUGAAGUUUUUGUCUGUUUUUCGACGAGGACGCAACGCGAUAUGUAGCGGUAAAAUCACGAUUGGCUGUUUGCUUGUCCUGUGUCUGGCCAUGGGGAUGGGGUUGAUUCAUCAUCUCAGCAGCAUGGAUAUUGGCCAGGUGAAACGGAUGGCAUAGCAGGUGGAGUCCUGUCACCCACCACUGCCAUUUAAACGGUUUGUGCGGUCCAUCUGAACGCAGGCUUCGUCAUGCCAUUUGGCCUGAAAUUACCAAGUCGCAGACGGUGUUAUAAUGUCCUGAGUAAGAACUCUUUUGUGACGCGUAUCCGUAUGCUAAGUAACGAUGUGAUCGAAUGCACAUUGUCGGUGGAGAGCACGGGACAGGAGUGUCUGGAAGCCGUCGCACAGCGGCUUGAGUUACGAGAGACUCAUUAUUUCGGCCUGUGGCUCUACACCAAAUCUCAGUCACAGAGAUGGGUUGAGUUGGAGAAAGCUCUGAAGAAGCAGCUGGAUAAAUUCGGCAGUGGGCCGCUGCUUUUCUUUGGGGUGAUGUUCUACGUACCCAGCGUGUCUCGACUCCAACAGGAUGCCACCAGAUAUCAGUAUUACCUGCAAGUAAAGAAGAACGUUCUGAGCGGCCGUCUACACUGCACUGUACAGCAGGGCAUCAGACUGGCUGGUCUGGCAGUACAGGCUGACUUUGGAGAUUAUACUCAGUUUGUGUCCCAAGAUUUUCUCAGGGAAUACGUUCUCUUCCCAGUGAGCUGGCCUCAUGUUGAUAAGAUGUUGGAGGAAUGGACACCGACUGUAGCAGAGGAACACAAGAGUCACUGUCACAUGACCAGAGCAGAGGCGGCACAUCUGUACAUUAAGGAGGUGGAGAAGUUGGACGGCUUUGGUCAGGAAAGCUUUUCUGCUAAAGAUAACUACACCAAUGACAUCAUCAUAGGCAUGUCCUUCAUCGGUGUGUUUGUCAAACACAUAAACGGCAGAUCUAUCAUGCUCCACCGAUGGAAAGAUAUCGGCACUAUUGGACACAACAAAUCAGCCAUCACUGUGGAGAUAACCAGCAGAGAUGACACCAUCAUGUUUCAUGUGGACGAUAUGGAAAUGGCCAAGUACAUUGCGCGCCUUUUUACUGCCAGACACAAGUUCUACAAACAGAACAAGAUUUUUACAACGCCUGCACGAUCUCCUGUGCCACCCAGAAGACACACCUGGAACAGAUCGUCAAAGGCGUCUUCAUAUACAGACCACUAUCAGGACAGACAGGGCUCUCAAGACAGUAUAUUUCACGAUGACCCAUACUGUAAAUCUGAAAGCAGCCUUGACCGAUGUCCCGUAGAGUACAGUUAUCCAAAUGGCUCCGUUCACAAUGGCAGCAUGUGCAGCACUUCAAGCAUUAGCUCGCUUAGUCGCUCCCAGACGUUUCUUCAUUCCUCUCCCAUGUCAUCCAGUCUCUGCAUUCCUGGCAGCGAACUGAUGCGUCCCGACUACAUCCCCAGCCACCGUCACUCCGCCAUCAUCGCUCCCUCCUACCGGCCCACCCCCGAAUACGAUGCCGUUAUGCGUCAAAAGCGGCGCGUCUUUGCGGCCUCACCCAGCGGCACAUGUCACAGCCAAUCGCUGCGCAGCCUGAACAUUACCAACACGCACGUGUACCAGCAGCCACAGGUUUUAGUCUACAGUCAGCCGGAGAUUAGGAAACGUGGAUUGUAUGUUGGGCCGAACGGGACGGGAGUACCUUCUCACCCUCCAUUCAGACAACACACGGGACCUCUGCCCUCCCACUCCGUACCCUGUCCUGGUCAUCCGUCGGUAGGUGGAGGAAAUGCUAUCUCGCACACAGUCAGCACCCCUGAACUUGCAAACACUAAGCAGCAAGCCGUGAACGGAAGAACGGAAGAGUCUAAUUACAUCACGACAGCCACGAAUAUGCUAAGGAAUUAUCUUUCGCGGCCACCUCCUCCCUAUCCAGCGUUCCGUCCGGCAACCAGUACCCCGGACCUGGCCGGUCACAGGCAGCGCUGCGCUGGUAACUCCAGUCCCGAACUCGUCCCCAGAAAAGUCCCACUAUCUGUUAAAACAUUCCAGCCGGACAGUUCGACAGUAAUGCACCAGUCACUGCAAGAGGUCAGCGAACCGCUCAUGAUGGCCAAGCACUGUGCCGCAGUCAGAAAGCGUCACAGUGUUGAAGUGGUUGGCGGUCACCGGUUCACAGAGAGCCUCAUGAAAGGUGGACACGCCCCUCUCCCCCGCAGAAACACGGUGCGAGAGCAAGUCCGGCCUACUCAUCAGCAAGCCGCACAUCCUCCUGCAAAGGCCAAAGAGGUUCCCGUGCAGAAAAAGUCACCCCCGUCGGGUCAGUCCGUGUACCAGCAUGAGAAAACCCUCUCCAAUGCCACCAUGUUUAUCCACAGCAGUGAGAGUGAGGAGGAGGAUGCUUUGGAUCUGGAUGUUCAGAUUCCAGGUCUGAAUGAGGAUAUUAGUGCGCAAUAUCAGGCAGCUCUGGCCAACAUUCCCAACAAACCCCCACCGGAGUAUCCAGGAUCCCGUCAGACCGGCAGCAGUACUGGACUGAGACACCUCAACCAGGAUGGUGGUCAUGGGACUGCUGAUGUUCAGAGCGGAGGUGUUGUGGAUCAGGCGGGUCUCAGCGCUACCAUAUCUGUGUCUGAACCUGACUUAACCAGUGUGAAGGAGCGAGUGAGGAAAGAGCCGGUGAAAGAACGACCCGUCUCUGAGAUGUUCUCCAUUGAGGACAGCAUUGUGGAGAGAGAAAUCGCUCAGAGGUCACUGGAGAAACAAAAGAUGUCAGUGGAGAAGAGACCGCUGAUGAUGGCCGCUCUCAACGGCUUGUAUGUCACACACAUGACCGCUGAUCACAUGACCAAACACGCGGCCCAACACAACAACACAGACGAAUGGUGUCAGAUGCUGGAGCUAAAGUUGGAAGAAGAAAGACUCUUUACUGAAUACGAACAGGUUUCCAAGAAAAGAUCAACAUCCGUCUUCACCACGGCAAUGCUGCCGGACAACACUGAGCGAAACCGCUUCCGAGAUGUUCUCCCGUAUGAAGAGAACCGGGUGGAACUUGUGCCAAACAAAGAGAACAACACGGGAUACAUCAAUGCCUCACACAUUAAGGUGAUGAUUUGUGGAGAGGAGUGGCACUACAUCGCCACACAAGGUCCACUGCCCAACACGUCCCACGAUUUCUGGCAAAUGAUUUGGGAGCAGGGUGUCAGUGUCAUCGCCAUGGUAACAGCUGAGGAGGAGGGUGGACGCUCUAAGAGUCACAGGUACUGGCCCAAACUGGGAUCCAAACACAACUCGGCCACACACGGCAAAUUUAAGGUCACCACUAAGUUCCGCACGGACUCUGGUUGUUACGCGACCACGGGUUUAAAAGUGAAGCAUCUUUUGUCGGGUCAGGAGCGAACCGUGUGGCAUCUGCAAUACACGGACUGGCCUGAGCACGGCUGUCCGGAAUAUGUGCAAGGAUUUCUGUCGUAUCUUGAAGAGAUCCAGUCAGUUCGCCGUCACACCAACAGUAUGUUAGACACAUCCAAGAGUCUGAACCCACCGGUGAUCGUUCAUUGUAGUGCUGGAGUGGGUCGUACCGGUGUGGUCAUCCUUACUGAACUCAUGAUCAGCUGUCUGGAGCAUAACCAGCGAGUGGAGGUUCCAGUGAUGUUGGAUCUAUUGAGACAGCAGAGGAUGUUGAUGGUAGAGACGGUCUGUCAGUAUAAGUUUGUGUAUCAGGUUUUGAUUCAGUUCCUCAAGCACUCCAGACUCAUCUGAGACUCACAUUCCUUUUUUUAAAAAAAAACAUUCCUGACAACAAUCCCACAAAUUAGUUUAAAUUUAAAUUAAUUCACUUUUGGCAGGAGAAGAAAAGGGUUCAGUAUAUGUGAGGUGUUUACAAUAAAACUUUUAAUUUUAUAGCUUUAAUGACUCUUGAAUUUGGGUUUUAUAUUUAAUGUGUUCUUGUGUUGUUUCAGACCUGCAUGACUUUUAUAAAACAUAACAGAAAAUAAAAAUAAAAGUUUUAGGUGUGAGACACCACUAAUUGACCUAAAGUCAAUAUUGUGUCAGACGGCCUAAAAGUGAUUUUAGAAAUAAAAUAUUAUUUGGAAAGCAAUCUGUUUUUUGGAUAUCUAUCUACAGCUGAUAGCAGCAAACCCAAACUCUCCUGAAUAAUUCAUUUGUAUUUUCAAUGUAAUAAAGUUAUUGGUUGCCUAAAGCACAUUAAGAUCCUAUUAACUCAAUAAAGUAUUUGAUAUUUUGUAUUAUUAUAUUUUAAAUUUUAUUUAUGCUGUGUUUAAUAAAUGAAUCUUUCACUUUGCAACUUUUAUUUCAGAUCUGAGGUCAGUUAGGGUACAGUUGUAUAAAUCAAAAGACACGAUUCUGUUACACAGUUACUGCUCAUCGAAUGAAAUAUUGAAUCUUUGGAGUUUGUCCUUAUUUUUAUUAAUAUUUUGAGUAUCCCAGAUGCAAAAACAGUUGUUAUAUAUUGAAAUAUUUUUUUUGUUUUGUUUCUAUGAAAUAAAAAGUAAAGUUAUA